Lachancea thermotolerans CBS 6340 is the source of this 882-nucleotide messenger RNA. RefSeq names its product mitochondrial 54S ribosomal protein uL24m (gene MRPL40). Lineage: Eukaryota; Fungi; Ascomycota; Saccharomycetes; Saccharomycetales; Saccharomycetaceae. The transcript has a single exon. The coding region runs from base 1 to 882 and encodes 293 amino acids. Gene Ontology annotation, biological process: translation. Gene Ontology annotation, molecular function: structural constituent of ribosome. The record is from RefSeq and is a predicted model, not a curated record. Gene Ontology annotation, cellular component: mitochondrion; ribosome.
AUGUCCGGAUAUCAGCAUUUGUCAAAGGCUGGCUCACGUUUUUUGAAACAGGUCGAAAGGCGGCCGAAACACCUGGUAGACCAUUUUAAAAAGUUCGAAGAGAAAUCAAUGCCUUCGUUCUUGGUCCCAUCGAUUCCGCGUGUGGAGAAUGACCAAAAGUUCCAGUCAGUACGCGAGUGGGUUUUUAUGCCAGGAGACCGCGUUGUGAUAACGAGGGGAAGAUGGAAAGGUCAAAUCUCAGUAAUUCAACAACAUGACAAAGAGACAAAUGGUUUCAUUUUAGAUGAGAAUGGGCCAACGAAAACCGUUCCCGUCCCUAAACAGUUUUGGUCUGAGGGUCAGAACUCACACAUGGUAACAUUUCCAAUCGCAGUCGAGAAAAAAGACCUUAAACUUGUUGCCGAUAUUGACGACCCAGCAGCACCGGGCCAGACAAAGACUGUGGCUGUCAGAGACAUUGUAUUCAAGGGAUCAUACUUUGACGAAAAUUACAAGCAACGUAUGCCUUUUAGAUGUGUCUCUGGGCAAGAAGAUCUUGUUAUUCCAUGGCCUAGACCUGAGCCUAAGGCAGAUGCUGAAUUAGCCACGCCAGCUGAAGUUGCGCGCGAGCAAACCUUUUGGGUCGAAAGCAUUGCCAAAAACCCAAUUCCAGAGGGCGCGCUGCUCACCGUCCGCAACCCACACUCAAAAUGGAGAAGAGGGACUCUGUCAGCUAGAGACAUCGCAAAGCUAGUUGCACCAAAGAUGCCAUUGACCAAGACCAAGAAAGCCUACAUAGCGGAGCAGAAGGAGCUUGCUGCCGCACCAAGGCGCAAGCUCACGUCCGAGGACAAGGAGCUAAUUGGCUCCAAGAUUUUCCAGCACUUGAAGCAACACCUUUGA